AUGAUGUGGUUUUUCGGGGGAGGAGGAGCACCGCCCGUCUCUAAAUCGAGCGCCGCCGUGCUGUGAUGAUGCAGAUCCGUCCGACGUGAGCGGCGAGCGGCCAGGCAACAGCGCGGGCACCGGGGGAACAGCGACUGGAGGCCCGGGGGCGCAGUGACCAAAUUUCACGCCCAAGUCCCGUCUCCGUGGAUGCACAGCGCACGCAGCAAUGGCCACACAGGGACAUGGGAACACGAGAGCCACUGCCCCCGACAAUCUCAAACCGGGAAUGGAACCCGCAACCGUAGCCGGCGGGAAAACCUGUCCCGUCCACAAUCCUGGUGCGGACGAUCCAAAGAGGGGAUUUCGGAAGGGCUUGGGACGGCACAAUGACUAUGUAAAGAUCCCAGUGCCUGAUACCAAAGUCAACCGUCUGCCCAUGGAGUGGUGGAAGACAUUUCUCGCUUUCUUUUACGCCGGAUUCAACCUGGUCCUCACCACCGUCGUCAUCACCGUUGUGCACGAGAGAGUCCCGCCCAAAGAAAGCAGCCCUCCUCUUCCGGAUAAGUUCUUUGAUUACAUCGACCGGGUCAACUGGGCGUUCACUGUCACCGAGAUUAACGGCAUGGUGCUGCUGGCCAUUUGGAUCAUACAGCUUUUCUUCUUCAGAUACAGGUCCAUCGCUCUCCGGCGCUUCUUCUUCCUGAUGGGCACCCUGUAUUUGUACCGCUGUGUCACCAUGUACAUCACCACUCUGCCAGUGCCGGGCGUCCACAUGACCUGUGCUCCGAAGUUGCACGGAGACUCCCAUGCCAAGCUCCUGCGAAUCAUGCGCCUCAUUUCUGGAGGAGGAUUGUCCAUAACAGGCUCCCAUCUCAUGUGUGGAGACUUCCUGUACAGUGGCCACACCGUGAUGCUAACUCUCACUUACCUAUUCAUCAAAGAGUACUCUCCGCGGUCGUUCUGGUGGUACCACGUGAUGUGCUGGCUGCUCAGUGCGGUGGGCGUGGUCUGUAUCCUGGUGGCUCACGAGCACUACAGCGUGGACGUGGUGGUGGCCUACUUCAUCACCUCACGACUCUUCUGGUGGUACCACACCAUGACCAGCUUACAGACUUUGAAAUGCUUCCCAAACAACUACCUCCAAAACACCUGGUGGAACCCGAUUUUCAACUUCAUGGAGAGAAAUGUCCAGACAGCUGUGCCGUGUUCGUACAGCUGGCCCAUCACCUGGCCCCCCGCCUGCCUUAAGAGCCCCUGCAAGAAGUAUUCUAUGGUACAGAGCAUCCGAGAAGAGUGAGCACAACUCCACGGCCCCUUCGGAGA
Molecule: messenger RNA, 1305 nt
Organism: Boleophthalmus pectinirostris (great blue-spotted mudskipper)
Lineage: Eukaryota; Metazoa; Chordata; Actinopteri; Gobiiformes; Gobiidae
Gene: sgms2a
Product: sphingomyelin synthase 2a
Exons: 6
Coding region: 209-1279 (356 amino acids)
Biological process (GO): sphingomyelin biosynthetic process; ceramide biosynthetic process
Cellular component (GO): endoplasmic reticulum membrane; Golgi membrane
Molecular function (GO): sphingomyelin synthase activity; ceramide cholinephosphotransferase activity
Source: RefSeq, a predicted model, not a curated record